Molecule: messenger RNA, 945 nt
Organism: Entelurus aequoreus (snake pipefish)
Lineage: Eukaryota; Metazoa; Chordata; Actinopteri; Syngnathiformes; Syngnathidae
Product: homeobox protein Nkx-2.3-like
Exons: 2
Coding region: 1-945 (314 amino acids)
Biological process (GO): cell differentiation; regulation of transcription by RNA polymerase II
Cellular component (GO): nucleus
Molecular function (GO): DNA-binding transcription factor activity, RNA polymerase II-specific; RNA polymerase II cis-regulatory region sequence-specific DNA binding
Source: RefSeq, a predicted model, not a curated record
AUGUUACUCGGAGGGCUUCAGGCCGCGCACGGGGGCGCGCAGCUGGACUUGGACGCCGCGAUGCUGCAGAGUCCGCUCACCUCCACGCUGCAGAGUCCGCUUACCUCCACGCCGUUCUCCGUCACGGACAUCCUGAAGGUGGAGCAGCAGCAGCAGCACGCGCACUACCGCGGCCCGCCGUCCUCCUGCAUGCUGGCCCGGGACAGUCCGCCGUCCUUCUCGGACAACGACGACCAGCCCAUGGUCUACCUGGGGGCGCUGGCCGAGGGCGAGGACGAGGACGAGGACCGCGGGGGGGACAGCGGCUUGUCCGCGCACGGAGGCGGGCUGCAGGCGGCCAAGAUGGAGAGCCCCGACGGGGACGCGCAGGAGCGGAGCCUGUGCGUGUUGGCGGCGGGAGACCCUCCGCCUCCGCCUCCGCCUCCGCGGGCCGCGCAGAAGCCGCGCAGUCGGCGGCGGCCCCGCGUGCUCUUCGCGCAGGCGCAGGUGUCGGAGCUGGAGCGCCGCUUCAAGCAGCAGCGCUACCUGUCCGCGCCCGAGAGGGAGCACCUGGCCUCGGCGCUGCAGCUCACGUCCAACCAGGUGAAGAUCUGGUUCCAGAACCGCCGCUACAAGUGCAAGCGGCAGCGGCAGGACCGAGGCCUGCAGGACGCGGCGGCGGGGCCGCGCCACAGCCAGCCCAGGCGCGUGGCCGUGCCGGUGCUGGUCCGGGACGGGAAGCCGUGCGUCGGCGGCGGCGCGGCGCAGGGCUACGCCGCCACCGCCGCGGCGGCAGCGCCUUACGCGGGCUACGGCUACGGCGGCUACCCGGCCUACACGUACGGUAGCCCCGCCUACCAGAACACCUACACCUGCACGUACGGCGGCCUGCCCCCGCUGGACCCCUCCACCGACUCUCAGCAGGUCGGCCCGAUGACGUCAUGCCAGGGGAUCCGGGCCUGGUGA